Molecule: messenger RNA, 19176 nt
Organism: Aspergillus wentii DTO 134E9
Lineage: Eukaryota; Fungi; Ascomycota; Eurotiomycetes; Eurotiales; Aspergillaceae
Gene: nrps1
Product: nonribosomal peptide synthase Pes1
Exons: 9
Coding region: 294-19001 (6235 amino acids)
Molecular function (GO): phosphopantetheine binding; catalytic activity
Source: RefSeq, a predicted model, not a curated record
GACCGGUUAUGAACGUUCCGUCGAUGCAGGGAUUGAUCAUUGAUGGAUCGAUUGAUUGCCUGGGCUCCAAUUUUUAUUUUUUUUUUCUUUUAAAGAAGGGGUGGGGGGUGAUUAUUGCUUGCUGCUUCGCGAUAUGUAGAAGACGGCUUAUCGGUCUGGAGGUGAAAGAUAAAAAACAAAAAUCCCACGGGGGUUCUUUUUCUUUUUGGUCUCUUCGAUGUCAAUUUGAUUUCAUUUCAAUUCAUUCAUUCAAUUUACAAGUCGCCUGAUCGAGAGGUGUGUGUAUACGAAACAUGGCUCAUUCUACUGCUUGCUAUCUCCCCAAGUUUGGCUCUGCUCUCAAUGCAUCCAAACGGCCAGUUUCGACGAGGGCGAAGACAACAGCCGCCCAGAACUCUCAAUUAGUAUCGGCGUGGAAUCAGGGCGAAUUGAGCUCGCUGCUACAGGCUGCGUGGGCCUUGGUUCUUCAUCAUUAUACUGGCAAUGAAGAUAUCUCGUUUGGCUACCAGCCCGAUGCUCCUUCGCCAGAUUCCGCGACACCCUCGAAUACUGCGAAUCUCUCUACUGUCGGGAUUACAAUUGACGAAGAUGAUUCUAUCAGAUCAGUUGUAGGGAAAGUGAAGGAGAGCGCAACAGAGCGCAAUGGCGACGACACAAUAAGCGGAGCUCAGGACUUGAAUCUUGACCAUUACAACACCAUUUUGAUGCUGCGAAACUGUAGUAAUUCCUCGCAGAAUGCAUCACUUUUUUCUGUUCAACCCGCUUUAGCAAUCACACUACCAGAAGAGUGCCGCCUACGACUGCACGUCAAGGUUCUACAACAAAGCGUCGGCAUUUUCCUGGAAUCGUGGAACCACGACACAUCAACCGAACAAGUCAAGAGCAUCGCCGGCCUCUUCGAGCAAUUUCUCGCCAAGAUCCUUUCCGGAGACGACACCGUCCUUAUUAGCGACAUUAAUAGUUUCUCCGAAAGAGACUGGCGCCGAAUUAGCAAAUGGAAUGCCUCCAUUCCUGAAACCCACGAUUACUGUCUUCACGACGCCAUCAAAGAACAUGCAUCAAUACGACCCGAUGAAGAGGCGAUUUGCGCAUGGGAUGGAAGCGUCACGUUUGCGGAAUUGGAUCGCAUGGCGAGCAAAAUCGCUUGCCAUCUUCAGAUGCGCGGCGUGGGGCCGGAGGUCCGCGUAGGCCUCUGUUUUGAUAAAUCGAAAUGGUAUUCGAUUGCAAUGCUGGGUGUGCUGAAAGCUGGUGGUGCCUUUGUGCCUCUUGAUCCGACUCAUCCCACAUCUCGGUUGCAAGCCCUGGUGAAGUCGGUAGAGGCAAAGGUUAUCCUUUGCUCUGAGAACCGUGCAGAAUAUCUGAAAACGAUUUCUGACGCUUUGACACCACUGGGAGACAAUGCCCUGGAUGCACUUCCAGUGCCCUCCGACAGAGCUGAACCUCUACCCGGAGUGAAGAGCUCAAACGCAGCCUAUGUUUUGUUUACAUCGGGAUCUACCGGAGAACCAAAGGGAACUUUGAUUGAACAUAGGGCGUUUAGCUCUAGUGCAAGAGCACAUGGGGCGCGCUUUGAUCUUAUUCCAGGAACGAGAUGUAUUCAGUUUGCGGCACAUACUUUCGACGCGAGCAUCAUCGACAUCAUCACCGUGUUGAUGCAUGGUGCCGUUGUCUGCGUGCCCAGUGAAGAAGCGCGCAUCAACGACAUCACCACGGCGAUGAACGAGAUGAGGGUCAACUCUGCCAGUCUUACACCCUCAUUCGUUGGAUUCAUUGACCCGGAAGACGUGCCCGGAUUGGAAAUUCUCGUCCUGGCCGGAGAGGCCAUGUCUCCAUCGCAUCUGGAGACCUGGUCCAAAAUUAACCUCAUCAACGCAUAUGGUCCCACCGAGGCUUCUGUUGCCGCGGCUAUCAAUACCCACCUCACCCCGGAGUCGGAUUGUAGGGAUAUCGGAUCCCCUGUUGGUGCGAGAAUCUGGCUUGUUAACCCCAAGGACCACAAUCAGCUUGUCCCUGUUGGCUGUCCCGGAGAGAUGCUCCUGGAAGGCCCGACUCUUGCUCGGUGCUACGUCAACAAUCAGCAAAAGACCGACGAUGCCUUCAUCUAUGACCCUGCCUGGGCGAAAACCGAUGGAUCUACUACUCCGCGACGAUUUUACAAAACUGGCGACUUGGCCCGGUACAACUCUGACAAGGGAACACUGGCAUAUGUUGGACGAAAAGAUACCCAGAUCAAGUUUCACGGCCAAAGAGUUGAACUGGGAGAGAUUGAGAGCCAUUUGAGCACUGAUCCGAGUGUCAAGCACUCUCUUGUCCUCCUUCCUAAAACUGGAUUUGCCAACGGCAAGCUAGUCGCAAUCACCUCUUUGAAGAACCAGACCGGAGAUGUGGAGGCGUUGAAGCUUGUGCAGCAGUCGAGAAAGUCCGAUUUCGUACCGGAGGCGCGUGAAAGAUUAGCCUCUCGACUCCCCGGUUACAUGGUUCCAGGUGUCUGGUUGUGUGUUGAAACACUGCCUAUGCUUGCAUCUGGAAAAUUGGACCGGAAGACCAUCGCAAACUGGGUGGGAAGUAUGGAGACAGACCCAGAUCUCCAGGCUUCAGGCCCCGUUUCGAACCCCGGUGGCAGUCUCCCUGCGAACAGUGUUGAAGACCAGCUUAUUUCUAUUUGGAGCCGUGUUUUGAACAUCCCCAAAACCCACCUCGAUAUGCAUGCCAGCUUUUUGAGUCAAGGUGGAGAUUCAAUCGCGGCUAUCACAUGCAUGGGCCACUGCAAGAAGCAAGGGAUCGCACUGACAGUUGACGAUGUGCUCCGCAGCAAAUCGAUCAAGGAGCUUGCAGCACGCGCCAAGACUAUUGACAGCCAGAUUGUCUAUGAAGAAACCGUUGAGCAGCGAUUUGAUCUGUCACCUAUUCAAAAAUUGCACUUCCUGGUUCGCAAGGAAGGACAGGGUCAUUUCAACCAGGGAAUCUUGACUCGGUUGAACAAGCAGAUUAAUGAGGCUGAUCUGCUCCGUGCUGUCGAAACCCUCAUUACACGCCAUUCUAUGCUCCGGGCUCGGUUUACUGAAAAUGGCGAGGGAAGCAUCCAGCAGCGUGUUACCGAUGAUAUUACCGGUUCUUACCGCUGGCGUGUGCACAAUGUUAGCUCGCAGGAGCAGGUUGAGCAAGCAGUUGCGGAGAGCCAAUCUUCCAUCAAUAGCUUUGUUGGCCCGUUGCUUACUGUCGACUUGCUCCAUAUGGAUGGAGACAGCAGCCCUCUUCUGUCUAUGGUUGCUCACCAUUUGGUUGUUGAUAUCGUUUCAUGGCGUAUUAUUCUCGAAGACUUGGAGGAUUUGCUUCUCAACCCUCAGGAGUCGGCAUCGCAGAAUUGCUCUUUACCGUUCCAGGCCUGGUGUCGUUUGCAAGCUGAGCAGAUUCAAACCUUGAAUGCUCAGAAUGCGAUUUCACUGGAACAGAUUCCGGCUCCGGACUUUGCCUUCUGGGGAAUUGAAAACCGCCCGAUCAAUUAUGGUGAUGUGGACUGUGAGGGGUUCGAGAUCGACGAAGAAACCACUUCCCUGAUUAUGAUGCAGUGUCAUGAGAGUCUUCAGACUGAGCCAAUUGAUCUUUUCCUCGCUAUGCUCUUGCACUCUUUUGGACAGACUUUCACCAACCGCUCUUUGCCGGUGAUUCACAAUGAAGGACACGGUAGAGAGCCUUGGGACUCGAGCAUCGACAUUUCGCGUACCGUUGGUUGGUUCACUACGCUGUAUCCGGUUUCCGUCCCGGCAAUUGUCUCCAACGAUCCCGCUGAGGCUGUGAUGCGCGUCAAGGAUAUCCGCCGAGCUGUUUCAGACAAUGGACGCCAGUACUUUGCGAACCGCGUGCUCACCGAUGGAGAAGAUGGAACAUGCCAACACCACCGCCCGAUGGAAAUAUCCUUCAACUACGUCGGUCAACACCGUGAUUUGCAGCGCAAGGAUGGUCUUUUCCAGCUUGUCCAGCAGAUGGCCGGAGAGACUGGUCGUGGUGGAGGUGCCGCAGACUUUGGUGCUGAAACUCCACGGUUUGCGCUCUUUGAGAUCUCUGCGAUGGUUGUUAAGGACCGAAUUCGGUUCAUUUUCUCUUUCAACCGAUUCAUGGAACACCAACAGACUAUCCGGGAGUGGAUCUCUUGUUGCCAGGGCAUGCUGAAGUCGGCUGCUGAGCAGAUGCAAUCUCUUGCGCCACGUCCUACGCUGAGCAGUUUCCCUAUGCUCUCCUUGACUUAUGGCGAUCUUGAUACCAUGCUGGCGAAGAAGCUGCCUAGCAUUGGUGUUGAAUCCUUGGAUCUUAUCGAGGAUAUCUACCCUUGCUCAUUUAUGCAGCAGGGUAUUCUGCUUAGUCGCUCUAAGGACAGUUCCCUCUAUGCGGUACAUGACACUUUGGAAGUGAAGGGCAUGGGAAGACACAAGCCCGAUCUUGAUCGAUUGACACUUGCCUGGCAAAAGGUUGUUUCGCAUCAUGCGAUGCUGCGAACUGUCAUUGUGGAGAAUUUGACCAGCAAGGACCUCUUUUCCCAGGUUGUGUUCAAGUCUUUUGACUCGCCGCCAGCUUUCAUUCAGUGCGUGAACGAUAGUGAUGUUUUGUCUGCGUUUGACAGUCAGGAGCCUACGGAUUACAACCAGAACUGCCCUUCUCAUCGCCUUACUAUCUGCCAAACUGCUGCUGGGAAACUGUUCGUUAGGCUCGAGCUUAGCCAUGCUGUCAUGGAUGGUACAUCGAUUUCUAUCAUUCUUCGUGAUCUGCAGCUUGCAUACUCUUCGAAGCUUGAGAAGUACCCCAAGCCACUGUUCAAGAACUUCAUGCGUUACCUGCAGGACACCCCGCAGAAGCCUAGCAUGGAUUACUGGUGCUCCUAUCUGCAGGGUAUCAAGCCUUGUCACAUGCCUGUGUUGAAUGACGGCAAGGACGUUACCAAUUCUCUUCGCUCAAUUCGGUUGAACUUUGGUUCUUACCGUAAGCUUCAGAAGAUCUGCGAGGCUACUGGUACCACCCUCUCGACAGCUUUCAAUGCCGCCUGGGGCCUUACACUGCGUUCUUUCUGUGACUCCGAUGAUGUGUGUUUUAGCUACAUGGUGUCUCUGAGAGAUGUGCCCGUUGAGGAGAUUGAGUGGAUGGUUGGACCCACCAUCAACAUCAUGGCUUGCCGAAUGAAUGCUUCUGGAAACUCUUUGCUCAAGGAUGUUUUGCACCAAGUGCACAAUGACUACGUCGAGAGCUUGCCUUACCGAACUGCCUCCCUCAUUGACAUCCAGCACACGUUGAAGCUGUCCGAUACCAAGCUGUUCAACAGUGGUGUGUCAUACCGAAAGCUUCCACCCAAGAACAGUAGUGGUCGUAACAGUGAAAUCGAAUUCUCCGAAAUUGGUUCGAUUUAUGACCCCGCUGAAGCUUCCGUCUUUGUCAAUAUUGAAGUCGCGGAAACUGAUGCACAGAUUGAGCUCAACUACUGGACUACGGCUUUGUCGGACGGACAGGCUGAGAAUGUUGCCAGUGUUUUCAUCCAGGCUCUUAACAACAUCAUUGACCACCAGGAUCAAGAGAUCGGCCGACUUGAUGCCUUAAGCCAGACGCAUAAGGCGCAGAUUGCGGCAUGGAAUAGCCACAUGGCCCAGGCUGUUGACUACUGCAUUCAAGACAUCUUCGAUGAAAAGGCACAGUUGCAACCGGCUGCAUCUGCGAUCAUCACUUCGGACAGUGAGUUCAGUUAUUCUCAAGUCAAUGAGCUCUCUUCCUGCCUCGCAAGCUAUCUGGCCAUGGUUGGAGUGGCCGAGGGAAGUCUGGUUCCGAUUUCCUUCGACAAAUCCGCCUGGGCGGUCAUCUCGAUGCUGGCAGUCUUAAAGGCAGGAGGUGUCUGUGUUCCCAGGGAUACUGCUCAAUCCCAGGAUGCUCUUGAUGAAUGGUUAGUCGAUAAUGAUGUGCAGGUUGCGCUUGCUUCUCCGCAUAGGGCUCAGUCGCUUGAGGGAAUGUUCCCCUACGUUAUCCCCGUGGGCGAAUCGCUUUUCAAGUACCUCCCGGCUACCGAGGGUAUUUCCUAUCAUUCCAGCCAGCCUUCUGACAUUGCCUAUGUGGUUUAUACUACUGGUAGCUCUGGCGAGCCUAAAGGUGUUGUGCUCGAUCAUUCUGCUGUUUUGACUCGAGCGGAAGCCUUUGCAUCAUCUCUUGGAAUGGACAAAGCGACAAAGAUGUUCCAAUUCGCUUCCUAUACUUCUGAUAUGUUCUUGCAAGAAGUCUUUGGAACGUUCAUGAAUGGUGGCUGCAUCUGCGUCCCGUCUGGUAAUGACCUGAAGCACCUGGCUACAUCGAUCAACAAGUUGCGAGCCAACUCCAUCAGCCUUUCUCCAUCGAUUGCGUCUAGGCUUCAGCCAUCGGACGUACCCCAGGUGCAGACUAUUGCAUUGAGUGGUGAACGCACAACCAGGAGAACCAGAGACGCCUGGGGAGCCAAGGUUCGAUUCCAUACUCUGUACGGAGCAUCGGAAUGUUCCUCCAGCGCCAUCCACAACUCGGAUUCGGGCGUUAUCAACGCAACGCAGAAGAUUGGAUCAAGUGUUGGAUGUAUCAACUGGCUUGCCGACCCUUCGAACCACAACAUCUUGGUCCCCGUCGGCUGUGUUGGUGAAAUUCUUAUCGAAGGCCCCGUCCUUGCCCGCGGCUACUUCGGCGAUGGAGACGAUGUUGAAGGCGAUUUCAUCGAAGACCCUACAUGGAUUUCGGACUUCCCGUGCGAAGAAGUCGAUGGAAGUCGCCGCCUUUUCAAGACUGGAGACCUGGCUCGCUACAACUCAGACGGCUCCUUGGUUUACGUCGGAAAGAAAGGUAAGGGAACCCAAAGUGAAUUGCUGAUUGAUACAUGGCAGGUCGCGAAUCGCAUCGACACGUUUUUGCCUUCAAACAACCAUUGCGCCGUGGAAUCUAUCACUUGCGACGGCAACCGGUAUCUGGUUGCCUUUGUGCUCGAGACCGGCUACUCUAUGUCUAUGGAAACUAAAGGAUUCAUUCAACCGUCGUCGCCCCGUUUCCACGAACUUGCCUCCCGUUUGCACACUCACCUGAUGAGUUAUUUGCCCUCCGACAUCGUCCCCAGUAUCUACAUCCCUAUUUCCUCGAUGCCCUUGACGCCCCUCGGCAAGCUCAACCACCAGGCCUUCAGGGAGGAAUUCCAGAAUCUCUCCGUUUCCACUCGACUCGAAUUUGAUAUUGAAAAAUGUAAUGAAUUUUGGCGAUCCGCUUUGGCCAAUUCUAAGUCAUCGCCCUUCCCGUCAUUGCCCACCGAAUCCUACGCAGUUUCUGCCACUGGCAAACUGGAACGCAACAUUCAGGUUUCGUGGCCUGGUGCAAUUACCUCCAAUGAGGAAGGGCCUAGGUCUGCCAUCUUUGCCGCUUGGGCUCUGACUCUCUCUUCCUUUACUGGUUCUCAUGAUGUUACUUUCGGAGAACGGUUCGCAGGAGUGCCCGCUAUCCCUCGGAGAUUUAACCUUGAAGGUCAAUUGACAGUUAGCGAGUUCUUGAAGAAGACGCACGAACAUCUUCUUGCUGCUGCGCCCUACGAAAAAGCCGGUCUUCAGCGUAUCAAGAGCCUUAGCGCCGAUGCUGCGCGUGCCUGCAAAUUCAACAACGUGCUUUCAGUUUUUGAGACAAAGGACAGCCUGAAUGCCGAUUCCACACUCAAGGAAACAGCACGCGCAUACCCCCUCGCGGUGGCCUGUACCAUUGAUGAAUCUGAGAUCCAAUUGAAGAUUUCUUACGACCAAAAGGUGCUGCCAGCCUCUCGGGCCGAGAGAAUCACAACUCAAUUUGUGAACUGCAUCAAGUAUUUCGGUUCCAACCUUGACGAGAAAGUUACGAUCGGUGAAAUGGACUGCCUGAAAAACUCAUUCGCUACUCACAUGGCUUACUGGAAGGAAUCUCUGGCCAACAUCGAGCCUUGUAUUUUCCCAUCUCUUCACCACGGUGCAACUGAAAGCAAAUUCGACACAACCAAGGUGGUUCUCAGAAGGGGGGCUGAAAUUUAUGCCUUCUGUCAAAGAACGGAAAUGUCUCCCAGUCUACUCUUCCAGGUUGUUUGGGGCCUGGUGCUCCGAUGCUAUGUCGGUGCCUUGGAUGUUUGCUUCGGUUACUACUCCUCGGACAAAGAAACUGCCAGCGAAGUUGAUGCAGAAAAGCCCAUGGAUGUCCUCGUGUGCAAGUCCCAUCUGGAGGACUGCAUGAAACUUGAAGAGGUUCUCCAGAAGAGCCAGGCUGAUUCCGACAAAAUGGCGGCACAUCCAAUCCCGCUUACUGAAAUCCAAGACGAGCUUGGUCUUCAGGGCACGGCCUUGUUCAACACCGUUCUCAAUUACCGAGAGCUUUCGGACUCGAAUGUUGCUGAUAAACUUGAUCCAAGUUUUUACGCAAUCGUUGUCAACGCGCAGGCUUCAGAAACCUCUGCAGAGAUUGACUUUGGUUACUCCACUGGAAGCUUCUCCAAGGCCAACAUCAGUAACAUCGCCGACGGUUUUGAGCAGAUUGUGCACAGCAUUAUCGAUUGCAACCCCGGGCUUUCUGUCAUUGGCGAUCUUGAAUUUAUCGGUGACCGUGGCUGUGAGCAAGUGCGAGAAUGGAAUGCUACGCUGCCUGAGAGAGUCGAGAGAUGUGCUCAUGAGAUCAUUCAAGAACAAGCGUCAAGAUCUCCAUUGGUAGCCCCUGCCAUUUGCUCUUGGGAUGCAAACUUUACAUACACGCAACUUGAUACCAUCUCAAGUCGUUUGGCACAUCACGUCGCAGCACUUGGUGUCAAACCUGAAACAUUCGUUGCCCUAUGCUUUGAAAAGUCAGCCUGGGCCAUUGUCUGCCAGCUGGCGGUGUUGAAGGCUGGUGGUGCAUUUGCCAUGCUGGACCCAACUCACCCCGAAGCACGAUUGAAGGCCAUGAUUGAAGACCUUGGCUCGAGUAUUGUCUUGUGCUCUGAGAAAUACCAAGAGAAAGCCGCUGAGAUUGCCGACAUUCCGUUUGUUGUCAGUGAAAAUACAGUCAACCAGCUCUCGGAUCUCCAGCCUACUUCGCCGUUUGUUGCCCCGACGCCUUCCAAUGCAGCAUAUGCCAUUUUCACCUCUGGAACAACCGGUAAACCGAAGGUGGUAGUCAUUGAGCAUGGCUCGCUGAGCUCACUGUCUAUCCAUAAUCGUACUGGCUUCGGUUUCUACUCGGGCACCCGCUCCUUGCAGUUUUCAAGUUACACAUUUGAUGUCUGUAUUUUGGAAACAAUCGUCGUCCUCAUGACUGGUGGCUGUAUCUGUGUGCCUAGCGAAGAAGAGCGCAUGAAUGAUAUAGUCGGGGCGAUUCGAAGAAUGGAGGCCGACUUCUUCACCGCGCCAGCCUCCAUUAUAUGCACUGUCAACCCGAAAGAUGUCCCAACAAUUCGCACUGUUGUAAUGGGAGGAGAGAAAAUGAUGCCAGCCCAUCUUGAACACUGGAGUGAAAGACGGGUGAUGAACUCAUAUGGCCCAGCGGAAGCUACCGUUUGGGUGACAAUCGACUGGAAAUCUGAUUUGGAUGGUAACCGCUUGAACAAUGACUGCAAUACCAUCGGCCGUGGUGUUACUGGCAGAACAUGGGUUGUCGACCCACACAAUGUCAAUCGCCUCCUGCCAAUUGGUGCUGUUGGCGAGCUUGUUGUUGAAGGCCCGGGUGUCUCGCGUGGGUACCUCAAUAACGAACAGAAGACCAAGGAAGCGUUCAUUGAGAGCCCCGAAUGGACUAGACACAGCUCGCUGCAAAGCAUCUUCGUCCGCAAAGACCGCAUGUACCGAACAGGAGAUCUUGUUCGUUGCAACCCCGAUGGAACAAUCGCUUUUGUUUCGCGCAAGGACACCCAAGUCAAGAUCAACGGCCAGCGGAUUGAAUUGGAGGAGAUCGAAUAUCAAUGUGCUCGUUGUCUCCCGGAGGGUGCUCAGGCGGCCAUCGAGAUCGUUGUUCCUGAGACCAAAGCUGUAGCAAAGGCUGUGGCAGCUUUCUUUACCGUCGAUGAGCGAGAGCUUCGAGAGGAUACCGUCCGGGAAGGUGCCGAUGGCCAAUUGCUGCUGCCAAUGUCUGAAUCCAUGUUUACAAUUGUCAAGGAGCUCCAGAACUCGUUAGCCGACGUCCUUCCCUCGGUCAUGAUCCCCAAGAUGUUCUUCCCAGUGCGACGCCUCCCAUACACCAGUUCUGGCAAAAUGGACCGAAAGGGACUUCGUGGUAUGGUCCAGUCUCUGAGCAAGGAUCAGUUGAGACCCUACAUGACAUUCUCUGCCGGGUCCACCCAAGUGUCCGAUGAGGGCAUUGAGGGUCAGCUUCGGGGACUAUGGGAAGAGGUUUUGGAUCUCACGCCAGGCUCAAUCAAUGCCGAAGAUAGCUUCUUCGGCCUUGGUGGUGACUCCUUCUCGGCCAUGAAACUUGUUGGUGCUGCCCAGUCCCACGGCAUUUCGCUGAAGGUAGCCGACAUGUUCAAAUACCCAAUUUUCAUGGACAUGGCGAAGCAAUGUGACACUUCUGGGGCGGCCGGAACCAAGCCAAUUGUUAUCAAGCCAUUCAGUCUUCUGCCCGCCUCAGCCCCCGUUGAACAGAUCCUUGAAGAAGUUGUCGAAGAGUGCGAAGUUCCCAGAGAGUCAAUCAUUGAUGCAUACCCAUGCAGUCCGGUGCAAGAAGGACUCAUUACUCUGUCUGUCAAGCAACGUGGAGCCUAUAUCGCCCAGCCAUUGUUCCGUCUCGCACAGUCAGUCGACCUCGACCGAUUCAAGGCUGCUUGGCAACAAACCGUGAAUGAAUUGGAUAUUCUGCGGACACGGAUCGUGCACACUGAUUCCGCCAAGUUUGUCCAAGCCGUGCUCGAUGAAGCCCCCAUCUCUUGGCUCUCUGCAAAAUCGGUUGAGGAGUUACCUGCUGACAUGGUUGAUCUUCCCAAGCACAACGGUGGAUCUUUGACAGCCUAUGCGAUCAUUGAAUCAAAGCCUCUUGACUCUCGCUACUUUGUGUGGACGGUACACCAUGCGCUUUACGAUGGCUGGAGCGUGCCACUGGUUCUCAAAAAGGUGGAAGAGAACUAUCUUGGAUCGCUUCCCAAGAGCCCGGUGGCUUCGUAUGGACUGUUCAUUGACUAUCUUCUGAAACGAGAUGCCAUCCAGUCAGAUGAUUUCUGGAAGUCGUAUCUCUCCAACCCCACGUCUUCCCAGUUCCCACAGAACACGAACUCGAUGCCCAACGCUGUCCGCGCAGGAAACAGCCACCACCGCAGCAUUGAACUCUCCCGACUUACGAAUGGCGUGGACCUGACCAUGCCUGAGCUCAUUCGUGCGGCCUGGGCUAUUGUGGUUUCCAUCCACACCGGCUCUGGCGAUGUUUCCUUCGGUGAAACUUUGAUGGGCAGGAACAUCGACUUGCCUAGUGUUUCAGACGUGACUGGACCUGUCUUGACAACUGUCCCCACUCGUAUCCAGGUGGAUAAUGCAGUUACGGUCACUCAAUAUCUUCAAAGUGUGCACAAGUUGACAACCGAUAUGAUCCCCCAUCAGCAUUCUGGGUUGCAACAUAUCCGGAAGCUCAGCAAGGACACAGCCUUUGCCUGUGAAUUCCAAAACCUGUUGGUUAUCCAGGCGGAUGACAGCCAAUCUGAGGAUGCUCUGUGGGUAACCGAAGAAAAUCGAACAACCAGAGAGUUCUUUACUCAUCCGCUUGUCGUCGAAUGCAAACUUGGCAAGUCGGGAGUCACGACUACUGUCCAUCAUGAUGAGCUCGUUCUCAACAGCUGGCUGGCACAGAAACUUGCGGAUCAGUUCAGCUUUGUGUUGAAGCAACUCGCCGCGAUUCCCAAGGGCGAUAUCAGAAAGCUAGGCGAGUUGGAUGUAUUCUGCCCUCAAGACAGAGAAGAAGUUUCCCUGUGGAAUGGCCACGAGCCUGUGCGAGAUGACAGGUGUCUGCACGACAUCAUCGAAGGGAAAUACCUUCUUCGGCCUAAUGCCCCGGCAGUAUGCUCUUGGGAUGGUGACCUGACAUAUCGGGAAUUGUUCGAAACUGCCUCCUCUUUUGCAGCUUACCUUAGGUCUCGAGGAGUUGGUCCGGAGGUCCUUGUACCGGUUUGCCUAGACAAGUCUGUCUGGGCUAUUGUCACAAUAAUUUCCAUCUUAAUUGCUGGCGGAGCGUUUGUUCCUAUGGAUCCUGUUCACCCAACAUCGAGACACGAAGAAAUCCUGGGUGAAGUCAACGCCAAGCUGGUUCUCUGCACGCCGAAAUACAGCAACCGGUACGCCAACGCUGCCAAAAUUAUCAUUCCUGUCAGUAAGGAAACCAUCAAAGCCUAUGGGGCGCUUACUACAAAUGCUACAAACUUCACCCGUGCUACGCCGACAAACGCUGCAUACGCUAUCUUUACUUCGGGAAGCACAGGCCGCGCUAAAGGUAUCAUCAUCGAUCACUUCGCACUCGCAAGUAGUGCUAAAGCGUUUGGUCCCAUCGUGGAUUUGGAUGAGAAAUCUCGCAUCUUCCAAUUCGCGUCUCUUACGUUUGAUGCAGCAGUCAUGGAGGUUCUUGCCACCCUCAUGUACGGAGGUUGUGUCUGCGUUCCAAGUGAAGACGAACGUUUGAACGAUGUUGCCGGCGCUAUUCGACGUAUGAAGGUUACGUGGAGUUUCAUGACCCCCUCAAUUGCUAGCAUCAUUGAGCCGUCUUCAGUGCCUACUCUGAAGAUUCUUGUUGUUGGUGGAGAGAAGAUGUCGCAGGAGGUAAUUACUAAGUGGGCAGACUCCCUGAAGCUCGUGAAUGCAUAUGGACCAACAGAAACAUCGGUUUUCGCUACUUUGAACACCGAGGUCUAUAGGCAACGUGAUCCUGCUGCCAUUGGCCCUGGAAUCCCUUCGACCCUGACUUGGAUCGUUGACGCUGACAACCACGAUCGCCUUACUCCGGUGGGUGCUGUUGGAGAAUUAGUCCUGGAAGGUGCUACUCUUGCCAGAGAAUACCUCAAAAACCCAGCUAAAACAGCCGAGGCAUUCGUCAAUGAUCCCGCGUGGACCUCCAGCUUCCCCUCAAGUAUGCCUCUCCCAAGACGGAUCUACAAGACUGGUGAUCUCGUCAAGUACAGACCAGAUGGUGGCCUCGACAUCAUUGGUCGCAAAGAUCACCAGGUCAAGCUUCAUGGUCAGCGAAUGGAGCUUACAGAAAUCGAACAUCGUCUGUACGAAGAUAAUCGCGUUCGCCAUGCCGUUGUUAUCAUGCCAAAGACAGGUCCUCUCAAACAUCGACUCGUCACUGUUCUGUCCAUGAACUCUAUAUCAACCGGUAAGAGUCUCAUGUCAGUCGAUACCUGUGAGCUUGUUAGCGAAGCAGAGUUGAAGAAAUCUGCAUACGGAGAGCUUGUUGAGAUCCAAAAGAGCCUUGAAACCCAGCUUCCCAUAUACAUGGUUCCUCAGACAUGGGCUGUGAUCAAGAAGCUCCCCAUGCUUGUUUCUGGUAAACUUGACAGGAAAAAGAUUACGUUCUGGCUCGAAAACAUCGAGGAAGAACUGUACGAACGGAUCAUGCAGGACUACGAUAAGAUCAAACGGAGUCAGGUUGAGCCAAGUACUAAAGAAGACAGGGGUGCUGUUGCAGACGCUCUUCAGGACAUCUUUGCGCAAGUCCUUAAUGUCCCAUCCCACAAGGUCGACCUCAAUCGAUCAUUCGUGAGCUUGGGUGGCGAUAGUAUUACGGGAAUGUCUGUCGUUUCUCGUGCUCGCAAGCAAGGCUUCAAAUUGGCACUCAAUGAUGUCCUCCAAAGCAAUUCGAUAACUGAGCUUGCUAAGAAAGCUGGUGCUCCAGCCCCAGUUGUUAACAACAAAGAAAAAACUGGUGAAUACUUUGGACUUUCGCCUAUCCAAGACCUGUACUGCAAAUAUUCCAGUUCUUUCAAGGGUGUUGGUCGCUUUAACCAAAGCAUGACACUGCGCGUCACUCGGAAUAUCGAAUCGGAAACUGUGAGAACCGCCAUCAAGGCUGUUGUCAACCAGCAUUCCAUGUUCAGAGCUCGGUUCAGCAAAUCCAAGGAUGGCAAGUGGCGACAGAAGAUCACAAAUGAUGUGGAAUCCUCUUACCAAUUCCGUGUACACUCAGUCAAUGACUCGCAAGAGAUCGUCCAACAUAUUGCGGAGAGCCAGUGGUGCCUGGACAUUAUGAAGGGACCAGUAUUUGCCGCUGAUUUCUUCAACAUUCCCGGACAGGACCAGGUUCUCUUCCUAGUCGCCAACCACUUGUGUGUUGACAUGGUUUCCUGGCGCAUUGCCUUGCAAGAUAUUCAGGAUGUUAUCGAAACAGGUUCACUCUCUCCUGAAAAGCCAUUGUCUUUCCAGAGAUGGAGCGAACUACAAUUAGAGGACAGCAAGAAGGAAGAAAGCAGAGGCCAGUUGCCCUUCAAGGUCGAAGCCCCCAAUUUGAAAUAUUGGGGCAUGGAAGGUGCACGAAAUGUCUAUGGCAAUAUCAAGAUCGACAGCUUCACAUUGGAUGAACAAGCCACUUCUUUCAUCCUUGGAUGCUGCCACGAGACCUUCCGAACCGAGACUAUAGAAGUUUUGUUGACGGCCAUCAUCCAUUCCUUCCGUUGUGUAUUCACUGACCGGAAGGUCCCAACCAUAUACAAUGAAGGCCAUGGCCGAGAGGUUUGGGAUUCUAACAUCGACCUUUCAAGAACGGUUGGUUGGUUUACGACUGUUUGCCCCUUCAAUGUGGAUGAAGAUUCAGUUGACAUCUUCGACACCCUGAAACGCGUCAAGGAUACGAGACGCAAAAUUUCCGACAAUGGCCGGUCUCACUUUGCCCACAGUCUUCUUAACCCUAAGAGCCAAAACUCUUCAGACUUCCCCGUUCCAUUUGAAGCUGUUUUCAACUAUCUUGGUCGACUCCAACAACUUGAACGAGAUGACUCCCUGUUCCAGCAUUUCGGGGCUCCUUUCAGUGGAAAGGACUUUGAAUCUGCGGGAGACAUGGGUGCGGACACUAUCCGAUUUGCUCUUCUGGAGAUUUCCGCCAUUGUGAUCAAAGAAAAGCUGCACGUUUCUUUCACAUACAACAAAAAUAUGCAGCGACAAGGACAAAUAAACCAAUGGAUCUCGGAAUGCAAGCGAAUUCUCGAGCAGGACAUGCUGUGCGUUAAGGAUGUCGUGCCUGAGCCCACGCUGAGCGACUAUCCCUUGUUGCCAAUUACCUAUGACGGCUUGAGAACGCUUGUGAGAAACACGUUCCCCAAGGUCGGAAUAGAGAGCAAGAACCAGGUCGAAGAUAUUUACCCUUGCUCCCCAAUGCAAGAAGGUAUCCUGCUCAGUCAAAUCAGAGAGCCAGGCGCAUACAUGUUCCACAUCAUCCUGGAAGUAAAGAGCAAUGCCGGCAAACUUGACCCAAAACGGCUCCGAGCGGCUUGGGGCAUGGUUGUUGCCAGACACCCAAUUCUGAGAACUGUUUUCAUUGACAGUAAUUACAAGGGUGGAUCGUUCGAUCAGCUAGUCAUCAAGGACCUCAAGGACAACGUCCUCGAAUUCGGAUGCGGUGAUUUGGGAGCUCUUGGUAAACUUGAGGCUGUUAAGCUCCGCGAGAUCAACGCCCAAAAAGUGUCUAAGCUCCCUCAACAAGUGACAAUCUGCAAGACCACUUCCGGCAAGGUCUUCGUUAAGAUAGAAAUGAACCAUGCCAUCGUCGAUGGUGGAUCUGUCGACCUCCUCUUGAGAGAUUGGACCCUCGCAUACAACGGUCAGCUCCCUGAGGAACCAGGGCCAUUGUUCAGUGAUUACAUCAAAUACAUCGGCAACCUCAAUGAGAGGGAGGCCCUAUCACACUGGACGAAAUACCUCCGAGGAGUCCGUCCUUGCCAUUUAACAUUCCCUGAUGAGACCAAGAGUAUUCGUCAACAGAAAUCGGUAAUGAUGGCCUUUAAUCGCUUCCCUGAACUCCAGAAGUUUUGCGAGAAGACUUCCGUUACUCUCGCAAACCUGACCUUGUCUGCUUGGGCCAUUGUUCUCCGAGCUUUCACAGGCUCGAAUGAUAUUUGCUUUGGCUAUCCUUCAACUGGCCGUGAUUCUCCCGUUCCUGGCAUCCAGGAUGCGGUUGGAAUUUUCAUCAACAUGCUCUGCUGCAGAGUCAAAUUCACAGCCGGUCAAACCAUUGCCGAUAUCUCAAAGAUGGUCCAAGAUGACUACAUCCGAGGUCUUUCACACCAAAGCUGUUCCCUCGCUGCCAUUCAGCACAAUCUUGGUUGCCAAGGACAGACACUCUUCAACACAACAAUUUCGAUCCAGAACAGAUCGGCUUCCGGUAGCCCGAAAGAUGAAUCAAUUUCAUUCGACGUGACAAAGGCAUUCGACCCGACUGAGUACCCAAUGACCGUGAACGUCGAGACUGGCCGUAACCGUGAAGGCGUUCUGCUGAGAUAUUGGACCGACUCCGUGUCUGAUCAACAAGCCAAAGAUCUAGCAGAUUCUAUUGCCCGGGUAUUCACUUCCUUCAUCGAGAAACCUUCGACACUAGUUUCACAAUUGGAGCUCAGCGGUGGAGCACAAAGCAACGCAGUUCUGCCUAUGGAUGGACUUGCUUUGGACAACGAUACAUUCAAUAAGCUCAUCGAAAAUCGCGUCUAUGAAGUCAUUGGCCAAAUGCUUAGAGAUGGAAAACUCGCUCUUCCUUCUGCUGACAACACCGAAUCCAACGACGUUGUUAAUGACUUGGUUCAAGUGAAGAACAUGUCUCAGCAGAGAGAUCUAACAGACUCUACACUCACGCUUACCGCUGGGAAUAAGAAGUCAGCUGAGUAUGAAGGCAAACUAUGGGCGCUUUGGAGCUCAGCGUUGGGGCUGUCAUCAGAAAAGAUCAACCGCCAAGGUAGCUUCUUCAAGUUAGGUGGUGACAGUAUAACAGCCAUGAAAAUGGUUGGUGCCGCACGAGAGGAGGGACUGGGAUUGACCGUGGCGGAUGUCUUCAAUAGUCCAGUUUUCGAGGAUAUGUUGGAGAUUGUCUGUGCAGCCGCCAGUUCGUCGUCUUCGGACACCGAAGUUCAAAGCCAACCCGACCAGGCUGACAGCGCUGACGAAUCUGACACUGCAGAGAACGAAAAGAUCGCCCAUAACGAAGGUUUGUUGGCAGAGUCGGUCCGCAGUCGGAGUAUUUCGGUUGUGAAACCAGUGGGACUUGACGAUGCAUCGCUGCAACUUGGUAUUUGCCCUAAAAUCGGCGUUUUCCGAGGUGGCAUCGCGGAUGUUCUCCCUGUCACAGACUUCCAGGCCCUUUCCCUUACUGCUACUCUUUUCAAGUCAAGGUGGAUGCUCAACUACUUCUUCCUUGAGGGUUCAGGGCCCCUGGAUAUGAAGCGCCUAAGAGAAAGCUUCGUGCGAUUGGUCGAUACCUUCGACAUUCUUCGAACUGUCUUUGUGUGUUUCCAUGGUCAAUUCUUCCAAGUGGUUCUCAGGAAGAUCAAACCUACAAUUGUUGUUGAUGAAACGGACAAGACUCUGGAUGAAUACACCGAAGCCUUGCAACAGCGUGAUCGCCAGGAAGAUCCUCGCCAGGGCGAGCAAUACGUGCAGUUUUAUGUUGUGAAGCAGAAGAAGACUGAUAAACAUCGGAUUUUGAUUCGUCUGUCCCAUGCUCAAUUUGAUGGAGUGUGCUUGGCUAAGAUCAUGUCUGCUAUCAAGUUGGGAUAUGAAGGCAGAUCCCUUCCUCCAAUCUCAUCCUUUGCCAAUUACAUGCGACUUCUACCAGGCACCAUCACCCCCGAACACUAUGACCACUGGACAUCACUUCUCCAGGGCUGCAAGAUGACAGAGCUCAUCCGAAGACCAGUUGCCAACACCUUCCAGCAUAUCGGUUCUUACGCAGAGGCGAGGAAGAUGGUCGAGAUCCCCACUAAUGCCCUUGGAAAUAUCACUAUCGCCACUGUUAUGCAGGCAGCCUGGGCAAUGACAUUGGCCAAGCUCUCUGCUCAAUCUGAUGUUGUAUUCGGACUCACUAUAAGUGGUCGUAAUGCUACAGUUCCCGGUGUGGAAGCCACUAUCGGACCAUGUGUCAACUCUGUUCCUGUCAGAGUCAAUUUCGGAGAGCGAUGGACUGGACUCGAUCUGUGCCGUUAUGUCCAGGACCAACGGGUUGCCAGUAUGCCCUUCGAAUCUCUAGGAUUCAGGGAAAUCAUCAGACAAUGCACUGACUGGCCCGAUUGGACCUAUUUCACCUCCUCUGUUUUCCACCAGAAUGUCGACUACGAGGGACAGAUUCAACUUGAGGAUGAUACAUUCAGAAUGGGAGGACUAGGAGUUAUUGAUAACUUCUCUGACUUUACCCUGGUCUCCAAGUCAAUCGAUGAGCGAAACCUUGCUGUUUCUCUCGGAUACUCCUCAAACAGUCCCAUCUCUCAGGAAUUCGCUACCAAGAUCCUCGACAUGGCCUGUGAAACCGCCCAAAGCCUGGUCGCCAACCCGAACUCUGUACUCCCAUCGCCAUCAACUCUUCGCUCCCUGCGUCCUCAGGUUGUCGACGACAUUCCCAGAAUGUCAGACCAGAUCUUCCUAUCCUCCCAAUUGAAGGACCGCAGCAUGGCAGAGCUCCUCGUCAAUUCCGAAAUCCUCGCCCAGGUGUGGCAGCAAGUCCUUCCCAACCAGAGUGCCGAUCCCCACCAGACGACCUUCCAUUUCGACGCAUCAUUCUUUGAACUGGGAGGUGACAUCUUCAACAUGGCACAGGUUGUAUGGCUUCUCGAACAGGAGGGCCUCAGGGUCCGCAUUGAAGAUCUUCUCGAGCAUUCGACCUUCUUGGGACAGCUUGCUGUCUUGGCCCUCCGCAAUGGUACCUCCAGACAGGAAAUCAGUGACAAUAAGGAGAAGACAUCUGCGUCAAUGAAGUCAUUGAAUGACAGACCAGUUACUUCCAAGUCUGAAAAUGUCAGCUCUUUGAGCAAAGCUUUCAAUUUGGCAAGAAGGAUCACAACGAGAUGGAGCACAGCUUCGCCUCGGCCAUCCACUUAAAAAAAAAAAAAAGAAAGAAAGACAGCACAUACUGCAACUGCAAUUCAUUUCCCACAUCACUCUACUGGCGAACAUGUUGAUACCUAUUUCCUGUUUAUUUUUUGGAGUUUUCAUAUCCAUUAACUUUUUGUUUAAAAAAUUCUUUAAAGAAUUAAUUAAUUCUGCUUGUGUAUAU